Molecule: messenger RNA, 4983 nt
Organism: Hipposideros armiger (great roundleaf bat)
Lineage: Eukaryota; Metazoa; Chordata; Mammalia; Chiroptera; Hipposideridae
Gene: RPAP1
Product: RNA polymerase II associated protein 1
Exons: 25
Coding region: 444-4622 (1392 amino acids)
Biological process (GO): transcription by RNA polymerase II
Source: RefSeq, a predicted model, not a curated record
CAAGAUGGCGGCGCCCAGUUGUUCCUAGAGCAAGUACGUGGCUGGGCUGAAGAGAAAGACUUCAGGGGAUCCCGGUGGAGGACUCUGGUGUAGGGUAUACAGUUCCUUUAUGGGAGUCUACCCGAGUGUGUUUGGUUUGCACAGGAGUGGCCGCCGGCCCCUUGGGUACGGAGAUCUUGGGGACGGCCCUCCAUCCGCGGGCAGCAUAUAAGCUGAGAUUCGGUGAUUCCUCUUUGCUGAAGCGGGUAGUCCAGGAGCGCGCUCGACCGCAGAGCCCUACGGACAAUUGUGGGACCCGGCAGUGUACAACUCUUGAACUUCUUUGGUGAAACUUAUUCUUAAGUAUUUUAUUCUUUUUGAUGCUGUUGGGUGAAUGAGAGGGAGUCUCCACACCGAAGCAGUGCUGCAAAGAGUGGCUCUGAGGAGGCAGCUGGAGUGUCAAGAUGCUGUCCAGACCAAAGCCAGGGGAGUCCGAGGUGGACCUGCUGCGAUUCCAGAGUCAGUUUCUCGCAGCUGGUGCAGCCCCAGCAGUACAAUUGGUGAAAAAAGGAAGUAGGAACGCUGGCGAUGCUAACCUGGACCAGCCACCCCUGGAGGAUCAUCGGGAUGUGGUGAUGCUGGACAAUCUCCCAGAUUUGCCCCCAGCUUUGGUUCCUGCUCCCCACAAAAGAGCCAGGCCCAGCCCUGGCCAUCCCCUGGCUGAACAUGAGGACCCCGAAGAGAGGCUGAACAGACAUGAUCAGCACAUCACUGCUGUCUUGACUAAGAUUAUUGAGCGAGAUACAAGUUCAAUGGCUGUGAAUCUGCCUGUGCCCAGUGGCGUUGCAUUCCCUCCUGUAUUCCAUCGCUCGCAGGGGAGACAGAGGAAGCCAGCAACAGCUGGUAAGAAAAGCAUCUUUGCCCAGGAAAUUGCAGCAAGGAGAGUGUCUGAAGCCAGAGUCCCACCUAUUAAAGAAGUUGUGUCUAGCCUGGACCCACCAGAGGGUUCUGUGACCUGUGAGUCACUCAUGCCUACCGAGCAGGACUACCAGCUUCCAUGGGGCAGCCACAGCUUCCAUGGACCCCAUCUGGUCACAGGGAAGGGGCUCAGGGGCCAGGAGCCUGAGCAGGAAGCCCAGACUAUCCAUGAAGAGAACAUAGCAAGACUGCAAGCCAUGACUCCUGGGGAGAUUCUGCAGGAACAGCAGCGGUUGCUGGCUCAGCUUGAUCCCAGCUUGGUUGCUUUCUUGAGGUCUCGCAGCCACACCCAUGAGCAAGCAGAGGAAAAGGCCACCGAGGAGCCAAGGCCAGGAGGACCCUUUGCUGAGGUCACUGGAGAGGAGUCCAUUAUGCCAACUUCUGCCAAUGAGUCCAGGCAGGAAGAUAAGCUGGAGCCAGGAGCGCCAGUUCCAGCACUCCCUGUAGCACCCCACAAGGAAUGGCUGCACAUGGACACUGUUGAGUUGGAGAAGCUCCAUUGGACCCAGGACCUGCCCCCACUCCGACGGCAGCAGACACAGGAGAGGAUGCAGGCCCGAUUCAGUCUUCAAGGAGAACUACUGGCCCCCGAUGUGGACCUACCCACCCAUUUAGGACUGCACCACCAUGGAGAGGAGGCAGAAAGAGCAGGGUAUUCCCUACAGGAGCUGUUCCACCUGACGCGCAGCCAGGUAUCCCAGCAGAGAGCACUAGCGCUGCAUGUGUUGGCCCAGGUCAUUGAAAGGGCCCAGGCUGGUGAGUUUGGGGACCGGCUAGUGGGCAGUGUCUUGCGCCUCCUUUUGGAUGCUGGUUUCCUCUUCCUACUGCGCUUCUCCCUGGAUGACAGAGUGGAUGGGGUCAUCGCAGCUGCUGUUCGGGCUCUUCGGGCUCUGCUGGUGGCUCCUGGAGAUGAGGAACUCCUUGACAGCACCUUCUCCUGGUAUCAUGGAGCUUUGGCGUUCCCUCUUAUGCCCAGCCAGGAGGACAAGGAGGGCGAGGAUGAGGACGAAGAGCCAGCUGAAAAGACAAAAAGGAAGAGCCCUGAGGAAGGAAACCGGCCUCCAUCUGACCUGGCCCGAUAUGAUGUCAUCAAGGGGCUUCUGGCCACCAACCUGCUGCCUCGGCUGCGCUACAUUCUGGAGGUGACCUGCCCAGGACCUUCUGUGGUCCUUGACGUCCUGGCAGUGCUCAUUCGCCUGGCCCGGCAUUCCCUGGAAUCAGCCACAAGGGUCCUGGAGUGCCCUCGGCUUAUAGAGACCAUAGUUAGAGAGUUCCUGCCCACCAGCUGGUCCUCUGUGGGGGUGGGGCCUACCCCCAGUCUAUACAAAGUGCCCUGUGCUGCUGCCAUGAAACUACUUCGUGUCCUGGCCUCGGCUGGUAGGAAUAUUGCUGCCCGGCUGUUGAGCAGCUUUGAUACCCGGAGCCGGCUGUGCCGCUUUGUAGCUGAGGUUCCUCAGGAAAUGGCCUUGCCCCCAGAGGAAGCUGAGAUGCUGAACACUGAGGCCUUCCGUCUAUGGGCUGUGGCCGCCUCCUAUGGCCAGGAAGGUGGCCUUUACAGGGAGCUAUACCCAGUGCUGAUGCGGGCCCUGCAGGCCAUGCCGAAGGCGCUCAGCACCCACCCCUGUCAGCCCCUGUCCAUGCAGCGCAUAGCCUCAUUACUUACUGUCCUCACCCAGCUGACCCUGGCAGCUGGCAGCACUGCCCCCAAAGCCAGCAGUGACUCUGCUGAGGCCAGUCUGUCGGCCACCCCUUCCUUGAUCACUUGGACACAGGUGUCUGGGCUCCAGCCUCUCGUGGAGCCAUGUCUAAGACAGACCUUGAAGUUGCUGCCCAGACCUGAGAUGUGGAAUGCUCUGGGCCCAGUGCCCACUGCCUGCCUGCUCUUCCUGGAUGCCUACUACCGGGCCUGGAGCCAGCAGCCAGGCUUGUGCCCAGGAGAUUGGCUUCAGGACAUGGAGCGCCUGUCGGAAGAGCUGUUGCUGCCCCUCCUGAGCCAGCCUGCUUUGGGCAGCCUGUGGGAAUCCCUUGGGCGCUGCUCUCCUCUCUGCAAUCCGCAGUACUGUGCUCCGGCCCCUGAAGCUCUCCCCAGCCUCGUGUCACUGGGCUGCACCAGAAGCUGUCCCCUUCUCAGUCUGACUGGCUCAGCCUCUCCCUUCCCGGUCCUCACUGCCCUCCUUUCUCUUUUCAACACCGUGGCCCAGAUCCACAAGGGGCUAUGUGGCCAGCUGGCCGCCGUAUUGGCUGCCCCAGGACUCCAGAACUACUUCCUCCAAUGUGUGACUCCUAUGGCUGUCCCACACCUCACACCCUUCUCUGCGUGGGCCCUGCGCCAUGAGUACCACCUGCAGUACCUGGCAAUCAACCUGGCGCAGAGAGUGGCAGCAUUCCAGCCAAUGCCAGCCACCAGUGCUGCCCUGCAUCAUGGCAUGGCCUUGGCCCUGCUGAACCGGCUACUGCCUGGAAGCGAGCACCUUGCCCAUGAGCUACUGCUGAGCUGUGUAUUCCGGCUGGAGUUCCUCCCGGAAAGAGCAUCAGGGGGGCCGGAGGCAGCCGACUUCUCUGACCGACUCUCCAUAGGGAGCGGCAGGGCCUCUGGGUGUGGGCGAGGGGCUCUGCUGGCUCAGGCCUGCCAGGACCUCCCCAGCAUCCGCGGCUGCUACCUGACCCACUGCUCCCUGGCCCAAGCCAGCCUGCUAGCCUCUCAGGCCUUGUACCGAAGAGAGCUACAGCGAGUCCCAGCACUGCUGCUCCCCUUGCCUAAGGAGCCACUUCUGCCCACCGACUGGCCUUUCCUGCCCUUGAUUCACCUCUACCACCGGGCCUCAGACACCCCCUCGGGGGUCCCUCCAGCUGACACUAUGGGCACAGCCAUGCGGGCCCUGCAGUGGGUGCUAGUCCUGGAGAGCUGGCGCCCCCAGGCCCUCUGGGCUGUGCCUCCUGCUGCCCGCCUGGCACGGCUCAUGUGUGUGUUCCUAGUGGACAGUGAACUAUUCCGGGAGACCCCAAUACAACGUCUGGUGGCAGCCCUCCUGGCCCGGCUCUGUCAGCCUGAAGUCCUGCCAAACCUCAACCUGGAUUGCCCACUUCCUGGCCUGGCGUCUUUCCCUGACCUCUAUGCCAACUUCCUGGAGCAUUUUGAGGCUGUCUCGUUUGGGGACCACCUUUUUGGGGCUCUGGUACUCCUUCCUCUGCAGCGUCGGUUUAGCGUCACCUUGCGCCUCACCCUCUUUGGGGAGCACGUGGGAGCCUUGCGAGCUCUGGGCCUGCCUCUGACCCAGUUGCCUGUAUCCCUGGAGUGCUACACGGGGCCUCCUGAAGACAACCUAGCCCUCCUUCAGCUCUACUUCCGGGUCCUGGUUACUAGUGCACUUCGUCCAUGCUGGUGCCCGGUGCUCUAUUCUGUAGCUGUGGCUCAUGUCAACAACUUCAUCUUCUCCCAGGACCCAAAGAGCUCAGACGAAGUAAAGGCUGCCCGCAGGAGCAUGCUACAGAAAACUUGGCUGCUGGCAGAUGAGGGUCUCCGGCAGCACCUCCUCCACUAUAAGCUUCCUAAUUCCACUCUCCCUGAAGGCUUUGAGCUGUAUCCCCAGUUGCCCCCUCUGCGUCAGCAGUACCUCCAGAGACUGACCUCAGGGAUGCCCCAAAAUGGGAUAUCAGAGACCUAGUAUAGCUGCUACAGAUGAAGAGAUGGAUAUAUUCUCGUGGGGUUCCCCAACAGAUGCCUGGCCAGACCCUCUGUGUCCUAAGGGUGGGCAGGAGACAAAGGAGCAGUAGAAGGCUUGCCUUCCUGAAAGCAGGCUAUUUGAGCUUUUUUUGAGCAGGGUGAGCCCUAUCAUUAUAUCCUGAUGUCUGGAGCCCAGGAUCUGGGACUUCUGAGGGUCUAUGCUGGGAGUGAAGAGUGACUUAGCUAUCUACCCCCUCUUGGGGAUAAGACAAAUUAAGUACACCUCUUCCCCCACUCCCCCACCCCAGACUAGGGUAUGUGAACUCUAUAGCUGUGUACUGAAAUAAAUUUUUUAUCUUCUG